AUGUCUGUCCAUCUGCACGCGCUGCUGACCCUCUGCCUGACAUUCAUACAGGGGGCUUGUAUGUUUUCUAGCAACCACUGGGGAGACUGGAAUGACUCUCAGCUCCAGCCAACGAUUCAGAAGCUGAUGAAAGGAUACAACCGCUACCUCAGACCUAAUUUCAACGAGGGUCCUGUGGAAAUUGGAAUGAGUCUUGACAUCGCCAGCAUUGAUGCCAUCUCUGAAAUCAAUAUGGACUACACUGCAACCAUCUUCCUGCGUCAGCGCUGGCGUGACUCCAGGCUGGUGUUCCCAGGAAAUGAGAGCGUCAGCGUGGACGGACGCCUCGUGUCACUGCUGUGGAUCCCUGAUACCUUCAUCCCAGACUCCAAACGCUCCUUCCUGCAUGACGUCACAGUGGAAAACCGCCUCAUACGCAUCUUCAGCAAUGGAACUGUUCUCUAUGCCCUACGCAUCACGGCUACGAUCGCCUGUAACAUGGACCUGACCAAGUACCCCAUGGACAGACAGGUGUGCACUCUGCAGCUGGAGAGCUGGGGCUACAACCUGCAGGAUGUGGUGUUCUACUGGACCAGAGGCAAUGAUUCAGUGAAAGGACUUGACAUACUGCGGCUGGCUCAGUACAGUGUAGAGAGCUACUAUACAACAGUGUCAGAGGCUGUUUAUGAGACAGGACAAUACCCCAAGCUGGUGUUGCAUUUUGCACUGCGUAGAAAUGUGUUGUUCUUUAUUUUGGAGACGUACGUUCCGUCCGUUCUGCUGGUGGUUCUGUCCUGGGUCUCCUUCUGGAUCAGCCAGUCCUCUGUCCCAGCUAGGACCUGUAUCGGCGUGACAACCGUCCUAACAAUGACCACUCUGAUGAUGGGCGCCCGCACUUCCCUGCCCAAUGCCAACUGCUUCAUCAAGGCCAUAGAUGUUUACCUAGGAAUCUGCUUCACCUUCAUCUUCGGUGCUCUGCUGGAGUACGCCUGCGCCCACUUCUACACCAUGCAGCACCAGACUUUAGAGGAUCUACACAGGGAGCUUCUGAGGGACUUCAAUGAAUCCAAUGGAAACGGCUCCAUCCCCAUCGUCAGCUCCACCCGACCCAACCUGUCCGUGGAGAUCGGCUCCACUGCAGAGGAGCCUACAGAGCAGUCAGCCAACAGUGACACUAGGAACAAUGCUGACUUAAAAAAGGAGAAGGCCUCAGAGCAGAGCUGCGGCCUGUCUUCAGUGAAGGACGCAUCCCGUAGAGCAGCAUCCGUCUUCAUUGUGGAAAACCCGCACAACAUUGAUCGCCACGCUCGCACCGCUUUCCCUACGGCAUUCCUCUUUGUCAAUAUCCUCUACUGGCUUUACUAUCUCUUUCUCUGAGCGUAGGUUUAAUGCUGCUGCGUAGUUCAUUUCACCAUCCUGAAGCUGCUCUACCUCCUCAUUUGAGACCCAAUACCAGUUGCCACUGCCUGGAUUUAAACUGAUCAUACAAGCUUUUUGUAUCACAUACAGAAAAACCUUUGUGUCCCACAGACAGGGCUGCAAAGUGAUAAAAAUCAGAAAUUAAUCUUUGUAUCACACUCUGUGCUGAAAGCUAUUAUUGAUCAUGUUUGGCUAUUAAGUACAAGUGAAGAAACAAAGCCUACAUCUAUUUCCUGACAACUUCUAUCGAACAAAUGAGGAUGAGUUAACUAGUUAUAGGCUGCCUGAACUGCAUCACACUGUACUGUGUUGCAUUGAAUUGCCUUCAUUAAGUGACUGAUGUAGAUGUGUUUUUUUUUUCUU
This is a messenger RNA of Centropristis striata (black sea bass), 1761 nucleotides long. It is a transcript of the gene gabrp, whose product is annotated as gamma-aminobutyric acid type A receptor subunit pi. Gene Ontology annotation, biological process: nervous system process; regulation of membrane potential; signal transduction. Bases 1 to 1356 code for a protein of 451 amino acids. The transcript is spliced from 9 exons. Lineage: Eukaryota; Metazoa; Chordata; Actinopteri; Perciformes; Serranidae. The record is from RefSeq and is a predicted model, not a curated record. Gene Ontology annotation, cellular component: membrane; synapse; GABA-A receptor complex. Gene Ontology annotation, molecular function: extracellular ligand-gated monoatomic ion channel activity; neurotransmitter receptor activity; GABA-A receptor activity.